AUGCGAGUGUUUCUCCAUUUGUUAACUAUUUUCGGAUAUUCAACGACGAUCCUUAGCCAUGUUACGUUCACCAAUCUGAAGUGUGGCACAAAAGAUAAAAGCUUUAGUAACUUUGAAAAAUGCCACAUCAAAGCGGUGAACCGUUCUCAUAAGUACAUGGAUAUUCAUAUGAAUCUGUUUAAAACCCCAGUAAAUAAUGUCACAAUUAUUGCGAAAUUUAUGCGAUACGAUCAUGGCUAUAAACCGUUCUUCGUAGAUAUCACCUUCGAUGCCUGCAGAUUCCUUAAAAAUCAACGCCAACCGGUUGUUCGAUUGUUCUAUAAUAUCUACAAGAAUAGUUCCAACAUUAACCACACCUGCCCCUAUAAUCACGACCUCAUUGUGGAUCAUUUUUGGACUGGAAAUAUUGAAGGGGAUCUGCUGAAUUACAUCCCCAUAAUAAAUGGCGAUUAUGCAAUCUUUACUGAAUGGUUUUCAAAUAACAUUGUUCGUGCGUUUAUUAAUAUAUACAUACGAGUAUCAGAAAAUCAUAAAUAG
This is a messenger RNA of Drosophila takahashii, 537 nucleotides long. RefSeq lists its product as uncharacterized. Lineage: Eukaryota; Metazoa; Arthropoda; Insecta; Diptera; Drosophilidae. The record is from RefSeq and is a predicted model, not a curated record.